UUCGGGCGAAUUUUCCCCUGCUUUUUACCUUAUUAAUCGCUUAUAAUCAGUUCUACACAUUAGCUAAUACAUCGAAUGACAUUGUGAUAGUAAGAAACGUGGUACACACGAUAUCGUCAGCUUUAUCAACAGAAGGAUUUGAGUUGUUUGAGGAAAUGGUGCCUGUAAGAUACAAAGUGGGUCAUGGUGGAGAAAGACCCCGCGGAACUCAAGGCUGCUUCCUGGCGUUUCCGGUUUUCCGCAGAAAAAGUUACUUUUGUUUUCAAGGCUAGUGUGUUUUUAAUUACUGUAUAAUUAAACCACUUCUUUAAUUAGACCUAAAGUAAGCCUCGAAGUGAUGUGUCGGCAGCUAAAUUACAAUUUUCUAUGUUAUAGAGCAAGUUAUCUACGAGCCACACCAAGUUGAGUGACGUGCGUGUUUAUCAUGGCUAUAAGUGCAGAACAGGAGGCUUUAAUUAGCCAAAUGUUUGAAGCCUAUGUUGCAGAAUAUCACCAUGACGUCAUUGUCCAGCUCUUUUCCGACAACAGUGAGGACAUUCAUCAGCCUCUUGUUAUCAAUGCUAUGACACUCUUUGAAGCCAAUAUGGAGAUUGGCGACUAUUUCAAUGCUUAUCCCAACGAUGUCCUGGCAAUAUUUGAUAAAGUGUUGCACAAGUCAGCCCUGGAGUUGUCAAAGAAAGCUUCUACCAAGCAAUCUGGAGGACGAGCAGCUGAAGAGACGAGAAAGAAACAGACUCUCCAUGCCCGCAUUACAGGACUACCAGUCUGUCCAGAGCUCACCAGAGACACUAUUCCUCGAUCCAGGGACGUAGGCCACUUCUUGUCUGUCAUUGGGACUGUUAUUCGCAGCAGUGUUGCCAAGGUCCUAGAGUACGAGCGUGAUUACAUGUGCACCAAGUGUCGCCAUGUGUUCGCGCUACAGGCAGACUUUAACCAGUUCUAUACAUUUUCCCCGCCACUGGCCUGCCCUAAUCCGGAUGGCUGUAACUCCUUCAAAUUCACUUGUUUGUCUGGAGGGUCGGAGCCAGCUGCCUGCAGAGAUUACCAGGAGAUCAAAAUACAAGAGCAAGUACAGAGGUUGUCGGUGGGCAGUAUUCCUCGUUCUCUGGUUGUGGUUCUGGAGGAUGACCUGGUGGACAUGUGUAAAUCUGGAGAUGAUGUCACUGUUUACGGAGUAGUGUGCCAGCGCUGGAAACCCUUUUUUGAUGGCACUCGCUGUGACGUGGAGCUGGUCCUCAAAGCCAACAACAUAGAAGUGAACAACCAGCAGGGUGCUGCUGCUUUGCUCAUAGAGGAUGCGCAAAGGGAAUUUGAAGAAUUCUGGGAGUUCUACAAAUGUGAUCCCAUUGCUGGCAGGAACCAGAUUCUGUUAAGCCUGUGCCCUCAAGUGUUUGGCAUGUACGUGAUUAAACUGGCGGUUGCCAUGGUGUUAGCUGGUGGGGUGCAGAGAAUAGAUUCUUCUGGAACCAAGGUCAGAGGUGAAUGCCACAUGUUGCUUGUUGGAGACCCCGGCACAGGAAAGUCUCAGUUCUUAAAGUAUGCAGCCAAGAUCAUGCCUCGCUCUGUUCUCACUGCUGGAAUUGGGUCAACAAGUGCAGGACUGACAGUUGCAGCAGUAAAAGAUGGAGGUGAAUGGCAUCUGGAGGCAGGAGCCCUGGUCCUCUCAGAUGGUGGAUUGUGCUGCAUCGAUGAAUUCAACAGCAUCAAAGAACAUGACCGCAUCAGUAUCCACGAGGCUAUGGAGCAACAGUCCAUUAGUGUGGCCAAGGCCGGUAUGGUGUGUAAGCUGAACACUCGUACCACUAUUCUGGCAGCGACCAACCCCAAGGGCCAGUACGAUCCCAAUCAACCACUGUCAGUCAACGUAGCACUAGCCAGCCCUUUGCUGAGUCGUUUUGACCUGGUUCUGGUUCUGCUUGACACAAGAAACGCUGAGUGGGACCGCAUAAUCUCCUCUUUCGUUCUAGAGAACAGAGGACUGCCGUCUGAGAGCAGUGUCCUGUGGCCCAUUGAAAAAAUGAGGGCCUAUUUUUGUGUGAUAAGGCGCUUGCAGCCGCAGGUUUCUACAGAGGCCAACUGCAUCUUAUCAAGGUACUACCAGCUGCAGAGGCAGAGUGAAGGCCGCAACGCUGCUCGCACAACAAUACGCAUGCUGGAGAGUCUGAGCAGACUGGCCGAAGCUCAUGCCAGGCUCAUGUUUCGAGAAACUGUGACUAUAGAGGACGCUGUCAUGGCCGUCUCUGUUAUGGAGUCUUCCAUGCAGGGUGGUGGCCUCCUCGGAAGCGUAAACGCAAUACUCACCUCGUUCCCCGAUGACCCUGGUAAACAGUACCAGACACAGUGCCAGGUACUCCUGGAAGCAAUGAACCUGACACAUCUGCUUCAAAAGGAGAUGGACAGAGUGACCAGGCUGAGGAGCAACAUCACAGGAGCUUCCAGCUCAGAGCAACCAGCUGACCAGCAGCAACUUGGACAAACAAGCUCAAUCUGCAAAACACAAGCUGACAUCCCAAAGGACAGGAAGACGGCCACAGAGCUAGAGACCAGCUUAGAUUGGUUUCAUUCCAUUACGCCAUCUCUAUCUGAACAUCCAACGUCAACUCCAAUGUCCUCAGCAACUCCAGGAGACUUCAGUCCAAAACCAAUUUCCAGCUUGUCAAGUCAUGUCAGCGCAUCAGUGAACCCCAUUUUGAAUUCUUCUGAGGCCGCUAUCUUUGAAGAUCGGGGAUCGGUUAAAGAUGAUAACCACAAAGCUCAAGAGAGUCUCAAAGAAUUGGACAGAAAAUGCACCAAGCCUUCAGGUAGCGUGACCCAGAAAGUCCGUAAAAAUCUGAGAGACAGACGAGUGAAGGAGCUGCAGCGUCAACAGCAGCCAGUUGAGCAAGGACAAAGUGUGGUGUCUUUGAACAGUGCAAGUUUAGAUGGAACAGACAACACUUGCUUAAAUCAAAGUAAACAGGACAAUGGUGGUCGUAGUCUGUUAGAGGUUGAUGUUGGAGGGUGUCACAGAGCAACUAAAAAGCUUAGCAACGUGUUACGGGGAAAAAUGACCGCUACAGUUGAAACUAAUCAGAAUAUUCAUGCACAGUUUUCAGGUUUUACAUUCAAACCAAAAAAGAUGAGACCCUUAGUCCACAAUGCUGGCCUUAACGUACAUGCAGAGAUGCAACAGGAGUUCAACCAAGAGGCAGGCAAGGAUGGCAGAAACAUGGCAAGCGGGAAACGAAUCGACGGAAGAGCAGACGAUGAAAACAAUGACAAUGAGAAAAUAAAUAAAAUGCAACAAAUGCACCUGAGGAGUCUGGAAGACGGAAGCCAGGUGAGCUGUGUCAGCAACGAAGCAGCUUUCUGUUUGCCAUCACAGAAGGUGGAUCAGGAAGAACAAGAUCAAGUCCAUGGCAAAACAAAGCAGGGAGAAGACACAGGGAUGGUGUGUCUCAAUGGUGAUGGGACUAAAGACUGCUUAACACCUUUAAAACCACCUACUUGCAAACCAAGAGUUAACCCAUCAACCCUUGCUAGACUCUCAAGAUUCUCUUUCACUGUGGAAACCAAACCUGACACGAACAGGAAUCACCAAACUGAACUGGAAACGAGUCCACUCAAAAGAGACGCCGUGGAUUUUUCGAGGAUGACUACUCAAGGCCAGCUCAGUCCUAUGAGAAAGAGGAAGAGAGAUGUAGUGAGCAGCGAGAUAACCGCGACUUCAUCUUCCCUGGUCUCACAUGAUCUGGAUCAUGGACCAGGAACGAGUGACGGACCAAUCCUUAACUGUAGUCCAGAUCUGACGGAACCUGCUCAUGCUGCAGUCAGUUUGAUUGAGAUGACCAAAGACUUAGAAACCAAAAAGAAGAGAAAGUGUUUUGAACUGGGUUGUCCGACAAAAGAUGUUUCUCUGUUUGGCUCAGGUGAGUUCAGUGAUGAUGUUCUUGACACUGACUGGGACAAAGAGAUCACAAAGUAAGCUCAAGUGUGACACUUCUUCACUUCGUUUUGGACAAAAUUUGUCAACAAAAACGAUCAAUUAUUGUAUACAAAUAAACUUUUUUAAUUGAA
Messenger RNA from Nerophis lumbriciformis (worm pipefish), 4056 nucleotides. RefSeq names its product minichromosome maintenance 9 homologous recombination repair factor (gene mcm9). Gene Ontology annotation, molecular function: single-stranded DNA helicase activity; single-stranded DNA binding; ATP hydrolysis activity. Gene Ontology annotation, biological process: double-strand break repair via homologous recombination. Gene Ontology annotation, cellular component: MCM complex; nucleus. The record is from RefSeq and is a predicted model, not a curated record. Lineage: Eukaryota; Metazoa; Chordata; Actinopteri; Syngnathiformes; Syngnathidae.